Messenger RNA from Torulaspora globosa, 2088 nucleotides. RefSeq lists its product as uncharacterized. The transcript has a single exon. Lineage: Eukaryota; Fungi; Ascomycota; Saccharomycetes; Saccharomycetales; Saccharomycetaceae. The record is from RefSeq and is a predicted model, not a curated record. Bases 1 to 2088 code for a protein of 695 amino acids.
AUGGACCAGGCAACAACGGCAUCGGCAGCGAUGUCAAAACCCGGACAAGAACAAAAGAUGUCUAUAAGAGAAAUAGCAUUGGAUUUGACAGUAUUUACGCUAUCGAAUGUCAAUGACGCCAUCUCGUUCAAGCCACAGCUGUGCUUCGAAGUGCCCAAGCAGGAUUACCAGAUGCUGAAGGACAACUACAUCAGUUUUACAGGGACAUCGAUAAGGAAGAACCGGUCCAGGCUGUUUUUUCUUCCCACGAAUGUGUCGGAUGAGCUGCAGAGGCUGAAUCCUUCGAUCCCUGAGGACGCCAAGAGAGUACCCUCGGACGGGCGGAUCUACUACAAGAACCGCUUGAUCACGGAGCUGGACUACGAGAACGUCAAGCGGGUCGAGAUCGCUUGCGCAUUCAUCGCCUACACGGCGCUGAAUAGUUUUGCGCAUUUCGAGACCGAGUUGCCGCACUCGCGGAUGCGUGAGGCCGGCUUCAGCAACAGCGAAGCUGAGGCCGACGACUCGGACGACGAGAUGUCGGCCGGCGAGAGCGUGAGCCGCGCGCUGAAGAAGGGGAACAUACUCGGGUUCAGAGAGCUGGGCCAUCUGGUCGGCAUCACGCCGUGGCACUUCCACAGGGUUUUCAAGGUGAUCACCGGGCUCACCAUCAGGGAGUACGGCCAGCUCUGUGUGGAGUUCAUCAAGAAGAACAAGGAGAUCGUGAACACAUGCAGGGUCAAGGUCGAGCAGCUGAAGGACGUGCAGAGGUUCUCGUGUCUUGACGACCCGAGCUUCCUGCAGGACGGCAGCCUCCAGUAUGCGGCUACGGAAAACGUGGUUCUGCUGCACGAGUACUUCAUAGACCCGAACAAAUCCAAGGAGUUCAAGACCAAGAAGAACGGCAGCGGCGGCAGCAAGGGCGGCGGCCAGCAGCAGCUCGCGAAGAAGGAGUCCGCGGCACACGACGAAGGCGGAGCUUCGCCAUUGACGCACCGUUCCGAGAUCCGCAAGAGAAGAAGCUCCGUCAUGUACGGCAGGAUGCAGCGCGCUUCGCAGAGCUCCAUCACAUCCAACUCGUCGCUCUACGAGUGCCUGCAGACCUCGCCCUCGGGCACCAGCCUGCGCUCACCCGAGUACUACUUGUCCAACGAGGAACAGCACUCGGACAACGACUCCGACGACAGCUCCGGCAGCAUGCUGGAGGCGCCAUCCUUCAACGUCUUCCCCUCCGCGAUCGCCAAGUCCGUGUCGCCGCCGGGAUCCUCCCGCAAGGGCAGCAUCAUCUCUGUUGGCAGCGCAGGCGGUGUCAGCAAGAAGAGCAGCAAGAGGAAGAGCAUCACAGGCGCCAAUAUCGACGCCAUACAAAGCUCCAUGCUACACAGAAGAAACAGAAGCGACGUUUGCACAAUCAACCUGAACCUCGAGCCGCUGCAGCCGGACUCGCUCGACGCCCGACUCUCGCCGCCGCCGCUGCCGCAACAAACGAACCAGCUCCCUAUAGAGUUCAACUCGAACAUUUUCGGCCUCAAGGGCGCCGCCAAGAUGGUCGUCCCCGCCGCCAACGAGAACAGAGUUGAUUUCUCCAUAGGACCGCUCGACUACAACGCCAUCAGCGAGAACCUCUUCGAAACUGCACACUCCAAGCCCAACGACGCUUCGCUGCUCAACGUCGAACUGCUCGACCAACCCGCCCUCAACCUCGAGACCCUGCCAGAGACCACUACCACCAACGCCUCCAACACUCCCUACGGCGCAGACAACGACCUCGCCGACCUGAGAGGCGUCCCCCCCAUGGACGACAUCCUCGACCCAGCAACCCUGCUCGACUCCGGCCUGCUCACCGGCAACCCGGCCGGAAUCUCCAACCUGACCCCGCUGAGCGAAAACAACGCCAAGAUCCGGGAUCUAGACCAAGAGCCGUUUUUCAGCCCGUUUCCCGCGGGAGAAGACGAUCUACUCUUUGACUCGGUCCUCCCAGCCGCGGAUCCGCUAGCGAUCGCCGAGGCUGGAGGCCGCGCAGGAGGAGUCAUCGCAUCGAAUUCGGUGCGGGCACCCACAGUAUACGCAGCAUCAAACCGCACGAACAUUGACGCAUUCAAUUUUUAG